ACCUUCCCCCUGAAGUACAAAACGCGUCACCCGCUAGACUACCUCCGGCAGUUCCCUCACGUCCGGUGCAGAAGUAAUACUCUGAGCGCGCUCCUGAGGAUACGCAGCGAAGCGACGGCCGCAAUCCACGCCUUUUUCAAGGUGAUGGAGGAUCUUUUCAAGAAAGCGACAGACACGAUACUGUCCAAGUGCUCUCACGAUGCUGGACUCUUUCAUAAGCAUGUAGCCCCCGGACAAGAGGGCAAGAUAGAACAGAUGUUGAAGAACCGAUUUAUAAUAAUGUCAUACUCUGAAGCCAUAGAGAUCUUAAAUCGGGCACCCUGUGUUUUCACUUACAAACCAGAGUGGGGCCAGGAUCUCCAGCGCGAACACGAGAAAUACUUGGUCGAGCACUGCGGCGGGAUCCCCGUGUUUGUAUUGAACUAUCCGUAUGACCUGAAACCGUUCUAUAUGCGGGACAAUGAAGACGGACCCCAUCGUACGGUGGCAGCCGUCGAUCUUCUAGUACCAGGAAUUGGGGAGCUUUGCGGUGGCAGCUUAAGAGAGGACCGUCUGGAUUUCCUGCAGUCCCGCCUACGGAGGAUGGGACAGGAAGACGCCUACCAAUGGUACCUCGAGCUGCGUCAGUUUGGAUCAACCCCCCACGGAGGCUUCGGAAUGGGGUUUGAGCGUUACCUCCAAUGCAUUCUGGGAGUCGAGAACAUCAAAGACGUCAUCCCUUUCCCCAGGUUUCCCCACUCGUGUGUUUUGUAGCGCUUCCCCUCCGUCUCUGAGGACGGGACUCCUCUGCAAAUCGGUGGCCUGCCUGGGUGAUAAAAUGGAGCUUUCCUGGAAAGAACAGACCCCUCUUUUUUCCCCCCGCCUGCACCAGAUAAUCUUAGCAGUCUUGAAAGCGUGACGUUUGGAAGCCAAGGCGAGUUGAUAUUCCUCUGAAAUCUACAGAGCACUUUGUGUAGUCUUGAUGGGUAAGUUCCAAAAGCCAGAUAACCGUGAUUCAGCCACAACUGGAAUGAAUAAAACAACAUUUUGCCAGGAGUUCGUUAAUUUGUAAUGGUGGUUUUGGCUGAACUCAGGCUUCCGCGUUGGGAAGGACAAGGAAGCUACAUUAGUUGGAGGCACCACGGCCCGGAGGUUUGAGAAGUUAUGAAAACUGCAGUACUGUUGCUAUUCUUGCGAUGAGCGGCC
Molecule: messenger RNA, 1185 nt
Organism: Gekko japonicus
Lineage: Eukaryota; Metazoa; Chordata; Lepidosauria; Squamata; Gekkonidae
Product: probable asparagine--tRNA ligase, mitochondrial
Exons: 8
Biological process (GO): asparaginyl-tRNA aminoacylation
Cellular component (GO): mitochondrion
Molecular function (GO): ATP binding; asparagine-tRNA ligase activity
Source: RefSeq, a predicted model, not a curated record